AUGAGCAUGCUGAACCGCUUCUCGAGCGCCGUGCAGACGGCCGUGUCGGGCGCGGCGUCGGCCGCCGUCUCGGGCGCGCAGAACCUGCAGGGCAUGCUGAGCGAGGAGUACCUGAAGCACUACGAGACGCCCAAGGACUGCACGGCGUCGGGCGGCCACGAGCUGAGCUGGAAGAUCUUCCCGGCCGUGCACCGCAAGACCAACCACGAGUACAGCGUGUUCCUCUUCGACAAGGACGACCUCAAGCGCCUCAAGAGCAAGGAGGCGCAGGACCGCGUGCUCGAGAUCCUGCGCCAGGAGAUGAAGACGCUGCGCGUGCUGCGCCACCCGCACGUGCUCAAGGUGGAGGAGGUCUUCGAGGAGAGCCGCCGCUCGCUGUGCUUCGUCACGGAGCGCGUCACGUGCUCGCUGGCCAACGCCUGCAAGAACUUCACCAACAUCGCCAACGUCACGCCCGAGGUGCUCGAGAUCGGCCUCACCGAGUUCGAGCUCGCCUGCGGCCUCAUGCACGUGGGAGAGGCGCUCAGCUUCCUGCACCGCGAGGGACGCCGCGUGCACCUCAGUCUCGGCCCGCACAGCAUCUUCAUCACGCCCAAGGGCGAGUGGAAGCUCGGCGGCAUGGGCUUCUGCCGAGUCGUGGAGCCAGGACAGACGUCGCGUAGCGAAUACUACAGCUUCGACGCCUCCACGGGCACGAGGAACCCGACGACUGGAGCGAUCGAGGGCAGCUGGGAACCCCCGCUCGAGUACUGCGCGCCCGAGCUGGUCACCGAGCCGCGCCAGUUCGACUGCAAGGCGGAUAUGUUUUCGCUCGGUCUGCUGGUGUACGAACUCUUCGUGCCAGCUCGUGCCGACGGCGGACGCAAUCCUGUACUGGAUGUGCGCGACGGCAACAAGAUGACCCACGGCUACAAGGUGCAGUCUCUGCACCCGAUCUCGUUCCCGACCUCAGUGCCGACAGCGCUACAGAACACAAUCCGUUCGCUGCUGUCAGUGGAGCCGGCAAAGCGUCCCGAGGCCCGCGCGUUCCUCGCGUCGCCGUUCUUUGAUUCGGGUCCGAUCAAGACCCUGCGGACGCUGCAAAGUUUGGUGGAGCAGGAGCCAGCGGCACAGGCGAAGUUCCUCACGACGCUGCCCGACGCUAUCGAUGGAUUCUUGCCGCGUGUGCUGCGUGAUAUGGUCAUUCCGGGUCUUCAGUCGGUCGUCAUUAACAAGGCUGUUGCUCCGUUUGUGAUCACUCCGCUGCUCAAAAUUGUGGCCAAGGUGGACAAGCAGACGUUCUCGUACUCGAUCGCGCCCAUGAUGGUCCCUCUGCUGGCCAUCACGGAGCCUGUGCAAUGUAUGCUGAUGUUCGUGUCCGAGCUGGAAACGCUCAUCCCGAAGGCCGAGGACGGCUAUAUUCGCGACCACGUUGUGCCUAUGCUCUGCCGUGCUUUGGAUAGCACGGUGCCUGAAAUCCUGGACACCGUGCUGAACAAGAUUGUGGACCAAGCGAGCUUGUUCGAGUACCGCAUCCUGAAGCAGGUGAUUUUGCCGCGCGUGAACAAGCUCAUUCUUACUCCACCGCAGCCUUCCGUGCGAAUCAACGCCUUGCUCUGGCUGGCCAAGUCGUUCCACGUGUUUGACAAGGACCUGCUGAUUGAGAGCGUGCUGCCCACUCUGCAGCAGACUCUUCACGAAGACAAGACCCCCGCCGCGUGUAUGUGCAUCCUCGGCUGCUACGAUAACCUCGGCAAGCAUCUGGGUCCGGAGUUCACGGCAAAGCUGAUCAUCCCUGCGGUGGCUCCGCUUUUGUGGGAGCAGACCUUGAACAACUCGCAGUUUGACAUGGUGUGCGAGAAAAUUCAGGACAUGCUCAAGGCUGUGAUUAGCGAGCGUGACAAGUCCUUCACUUCGCAUAGCUCUGUUAGCUCUGUGACUACAGGCAUUACGGCCGCUUCUGGAAUGUCUGAAGCCGUUCGUGCCGCGGAGGCCUCGAAGGAGAAGGAGUCGGGCGUUGCUGCAGCAAAUAAACUGCUGUCUGAAGAAUACGUCCCGAAGAAGCAGCCCGAACCGGAGGCCGGACAGAACCAGAGGCCCGACCGUUACUCGGACGACCCGUUCUACCUGGGCGACUCCAAAUCGUCCUCUAGCAGCAGGACGCAGAGCACCAGAACGGAGCGGCGUGACUCGGCUGGUCACCGCGAGUCAGCAGCGGAGCGUGCGGAGUCGUUCUCGGCACGCCGCCGUGCAGGCAAGAAGGGAAGUGCACGGUCCAACAACCGUCGUGCAGGCAAGAAGGACGAUGGAAACGCUGAUCUGCUGGGUAUGGAUGCUACUGCUUCCAAGCCGUCUACCACGUCAAACGAUCUUCUCGACACUGGCAAUCUGCUCACUGCUCUCCCUGCUGCUCCAGCACCUGCUGCGGCGCCAGGUUCCAACGGUGGUGGUGGUGAAAUGUUUAAUGGUAUGAGCAUGGGUAUGAGCGGUGGCGUCCAGUCGGGAGCACCAACGUACACAAGCCAGAACACGAUGGGGAUGCAGUCGAACCCGAUGGCUCAGCAGCAAGGCGUGGUGCCUUACGGCCAGAACAUGGGCAAUGGCAUGAUGAACCAGCAGCAGCAGCAGUACAACCCCGGCAUGAUGCAAAUGACUCCGUACGGGAUGCAGCAGCAAGCCCCUAUGAGCGGCGGCGGUGGUUACGGUCAAGGUGGCAACAUGGGGCUUGCCGGCCCCGGUCAGAUGUUGCAGAUCCAAGCCGCUGGGUACGACCCGUAUGCGCCGCAGCAGCAGAGUGGCGACAAGUUUAGCGCCUUUGACGGCUUGUAG
Molecule: messenger RNA, 2808 nt
Organism: Phytophthora sojae
Lineage: Eukaryota; Oomycota; Peronosporomycetes; Peronosporales; Peronosporaceae
Exons: 2
Coding region: 1-2808 (935 amino acids)
Biological process (GO): protein phosphorylation
Molecular function (GO): ATP binding; protein kinase activity
Source: RefSeq, a predicted model, not a curated record